UUAAAAGCAAAGAGUGACCACCAAACCUUAAGUAAGAGACCUGAAACAAAGAGCUGCUGUGUUCUAAGCAUCUCACGCACAGCCUCGGGGAGCUUCAGUGUGAUUAAUUCAGAGACUCCAAAUCAGUCACUGCACAGCUCUGUGCACAAGAUAAAAAAGUAGGCUGCCCCAAACCGCGCUGGGGCUCAGAGCGGUCUCAAACCAGAGACACGUGUGACAGCUGUGCUUCACUGAGUUGUAGGUUCCCAGCUGGGAUAGGGCUAACUUUGAGAAGCCAAACAUCCACCAGAGAUCACAUCCCUCCCCGAAGGACUGGAGGAAACCUUCUGCAGGCCUUGGGGUGCAGCUGCAAGCAGUUGGUGUCCCACACGUGUUACCUCUGCUGUUCUCUUUGAGAGAAGAUGAAGGUGCUACUGGGCCUGGCUCUGGUGCUGACAUUACUGGGGAGGAGCAGCAGCUUGACUGGAUGGGUGUUCACAGAGCCCUGGCUCCAUGCUAGCGCUGGAGAUUCCGUCCUGCUGCGCUGCCUCUUCCAAGACCCAGAGGCCACGGGCUGGACGGUGACCAAAGUGGACUGGCUGCGUGUGCCAGUGGCUGGCAAACAGAAGGAGGAGAUGGUAUUUUAUUACUACAGCAACUCUAGUGUCCCUGUGGGCCGUUUCCAAGACCGGGUGCGGUGGCAGGGGGACGUCUCGUGCUGGGAUGGCUCUAUCCAGCUGCAGGACGUGCAGGUGAAUGACAGUGGCAUGUACACGUGUGAGAUCCGUCUGUUUCAGCACGGCAGCAUCUUCAAGAACCACACGAUGCUGCGUGUCAGCCCUGCAACACAGAGAGAUAGAGGAGCAGAGAGUGCCCAAGUCCAGGGGCGCACUGGAGUUUGGGCUGUGACCGUGUGCUGCAGCGCCGUGGCCGUGGUGCUGGCUUUCCUGGCAGGACUCAACCUGAGGAAGAGGUCUGCAGCCACCACGGCCCUGGAGAGAGCCAGAAAUGAUGGCAGCAAGGACAAAGCCAAGGAAGGGCUUUACUCCUCGAUCCCUGAAGCUGAGGUGCCUAAGGCUGAUCAGGAUGCAGGGAAGAAAAGGAGAGCUGAGGAGACCUACAUCACCAUGCAUCCCUCCAUCCUCCAUGAGAAUGGCAUCUACGUGGAGCUGGCCAGGGGGGUGAUCCCAGCAGAGUGGAUGGCAGAAGGCAGACGGGAUGGUGGGCACAGCGAGCAGCCCUACAGCCAACCCCAGCAGGAACUUCCUCAUGUCCCAGAGAGGGGGAAAUAGCCACACUGGGGCUGUAAACCCCUUAGCCAGCAGCUACAUGCAAGACUUCUUUGCUCCUUCGGCUAGUCCCUGUUAAGCUGCUGUCAGCCCUUAACUGAUAUCUCCAUCCUGAGCUGCUGCUGGGACAUGGCUUACCUGGCAUCUGCAAGGUGACCUGGUGAGGUGUCCCCUUUGGGUCCUUUCUCCCUGGUCCUCAGAAAGGGAUGCAGAGGGCAUAGUCCCCACUUCCCAGCACUUUUUCCCCCGACCAGCUCCAGGACUGGAAAUAAUGAGGAGAGCCUGGCUGGGGAGGGGA
Molecule: messenger RNA, 1566 nt
Organism: Lagopus muta (rock ptarmigan)
Lineage: Eukaryota; Metazoa; Chordata; Aves; Galliformes; Phasianidae
Product: junctional adhesion molecule-like
Exons: 8
Coding region: 402-1271 (289 amino acids)
Cellular component (GO): membrane
Source: RefSeq, a predicted model, not a curated record